Paecilomyces variotii is the source of this 3493-nucleotide messenger RNA. Its product is annotated as DNA-directed DNA polymerase theta. The record is from RefSeq and is a predicted model, not a curated record. The transcript has 9 exons. Lineage: Eukaryota; Fungi; Ascomycota; Eurotiomycetes; Eurotiales; Thermoascaceae. Bases 338 to 3223 code for a protein of 961 amino acids. Gene Ontology annotation, molecular function: nucleic acid binding; ATP binding.
CUGGUUAGUUAGUGUACCUCAGGUUACUCCUCGCCUUAACUACCAAGUCAAGUUAACUAAUAAUAAUAAUAAUACUUAAACUACUCCAACGGACGUGAAACUCGAAGCUUUUCCCCCAACCGCACCGUCCAUCGCGCUGCUCAGCUCUAGUCAACAGAAUUCAAGCAGCACUCACACACACAAAAAAGGAAAAAAGAAAAAAGAGAGAACAAAACACUAACUGUGGAGCAUCCCCCCUCCGCUUGAACCCCCCAGACUCUACUCGCUGCGGUGGACAAGAAAGAAUGCCUGCACGUUGCCUGCUCGUCAGCUCGAUCUGACCGCGAGUGCCGCGAGCAUGUCGGACCAACCGUUCCAGACGCAUGGCUUCCAAACCUCCGUCGACCUCGCCCGCAGGCAGACGUAUUCCACCACCUCGACAGCUACUACUACUACUACUACUACCACCACCACCACCCCGCUGGCGGGGGUUAAGCGACCCUGGGGCAGUAUUAACAACAACAAUUCUUCGAGUGUCGAUCCUCCCGUCCUUACCGACCGCACAAUAAUCAGCAAUCAACAAAAUAGUAAUCCGAACCAUGUCGCGUCGCCGGUCGAGUUCGUUCGCGCGUCCGCCUCCACUCGCAGGAACCGCAUUGCCGCUAGUGCCAUUCGCUGGGCCCCCGGGGCCGUGUCCGCGGACCAGCUGCCCUCCGAGUACUCCCAGAGGACCGCGGUGCCUUCGACGCCAGCGCCCAGCCAGAAUGCCCUGCUGUCUCUGCGCAGUCCCAGAUAUGGGUUGCCGGCUGCGCUGGUUGCCAAUUUCGAGGCCCUGGGCGUCAACAGUAUUUAUCCGUGGCAGGCCUCAUGCUUACUGGGGCGGGGCCUUCUCACCGGUGAGAAGAACCUGAUCUAUACCGCCCCGACUGGAGGUGGGAAAUCCCUCGUAGCAGACGUCUUGAUGCUCAAGAAGAUCAUCGAGAACCCAACCCGCAAGGCCAUCCUCGUACUGCCCUAUGUGGCCCUGGUGCAGGAGAAGCUGCGAUGGCUGCGCCGUCUCGUCGAGGGCGUCUCCAAGAACGUCGCGGAGGAUGAUGACGAUGACGCGCAGAUGACCAGCGGUCGUUGUGCCUGGAGACAGCAGCAGAAGUCCAUCCGGGUAACAGGAUUUUUUGGAGGCAGUAAAACCAGAUCGACGUGGGGGGACACCGAUAUCGCGGUUUGUACUAUAGAAAAGGCCAAUUCUCUUGUAAACACCGCCAUCGAAGAGUGCAAGAUCGACGACCUGGCGGUCGUCGUCUUGGACGAGAUCCAUAUGCUAGAUGACGAAGGUCGUGGCUAUCUCAUGGAGCUGAUGAUCACGAAGCUCUUGCUCUUGCAGCAGGAUAUCCAGAUCAUCGGCAUGAGUGCCACUCUUUCAAAUACGGAACUCCUGGCGCAGUGGCUACGCGGGAAUUACUACAUCUCCAAGUACCGGCCCAUCCCCAUAGAAGAGUACCUGGUGUUCGAGAAUGCCAUCUACCCAGCGGCCAAUGCGAAAGAGUUCUUCCGGACGGCAGCCCAGCUGAACACGACCGCCUCUCAAGGUGCUGUAGAACCCUACAGGACGAUCGACAAAUCGGAGUUUAGAGAGUUGGCAAACCCCAUGGCGAACGCCAUGGUCGCAUUGGCCGUCGAAACGGCGACAGCAGGUUAUGGCGCCUUGGUGUUCUGUGGCAGUCGCCAUGCCUGCCAGAUUAACGCCGCCCUCAUCAGCGAGGCAAUGCCAGAGCCUGCAAACUUGGAUCCCGGCGUGUUGGAGCGAAGAUUGGAUCUCUUGGCUGAUCUCCAGAGCCUUCCUUCUGGCCUCGACCCGGCCUUUCAGAAUACGAUCCUCAAGGGAGUUGCUUUCCACCAUGCUGGAUUGACCACCGAAGAACGGGAGCUGGUCGCGCGAGCUUACGACCAAGGCAUUUUGAGAGUGCUUGUAGCGACCUGCAGUUUGGCUGCAGGGGUGAACCUCCCUGCGAGAAGAGUCAUCAUGCAUGGCGCUCGUAUGGGUCGAGAGUUGAUAGGACCCGCGAUGUUACGCCAGAUGCGUGGUCGCGCGGGUCGUAAAGGAAAGGACGAGGUGGGAGAAACCUAUCUCAUCUGUCAGAAGGCCGAUUUGGAGGCCGUCGCAGAACUCUUGGAGGCAGAGACACCAGCCAUUGCCAGCGGACUUGCUCCAGAAAAGAGGGGUGUCAAGAGGGCACUUUUGGAGGCCAUAGCAACCCGGCUGGUCUCAGGUCGCGAUGCGAUCAAGGAAUACGUUGAAUGCACGCUCGUCUACCGGACCGCAGAUAACAAGGAUAUAUACAAGAUGAUGGAUGCGACUCUGCAGGAGCUGGUUGAUGAGGAUCUCCUACGACGGAAAGACGAUGAUUCAUACGAGCCAAGCGAGUUGGGACAGGCCAUCGUCGCCUCCUCCUUCUCCCCUGAGGACGGCAUGUUCGUCUACGAGGAGCUCAAGCGGGCCUUGCAGGCCUUCGUGAUGGACGGGGAUAUGCACGUCUUCUACAUGUUCACUCCACUGCAGGUUGCUCUUACCAUUGAGAUCGACUGGCCGAUAUUUAGGGACCAGCUCGAGAAUCUGGACGAGAGUGGCCUGCGAGCUCUUCAACUUGUUGGCGUACAACCCGGCUUCGUGAAUACUAUGGUGCAAGCUGGGUCCUCUCUAAAAGAAAACACCCCCGCGCAGAUCAAACAAGCCCGAAUCUAUCGCCGUGCCUAUACGGCUUUCCAGCUACGCGACUUAAGCAACGAAGUCCCCCUCUCCACGGUCGCUCGUCGCUACCACACCCCGCGAGGCGCGGUCCAGAAUCUCGCGCAGACCUGUCAUGGGUUCGCCGCCGGCCUGGUCAAGUUCUGCCAGCGCAUGGGCUGGGGCAUGCUCGCCGUCGUUCUCGAUCACAUGCGCGAUCGCCUGGAAGCUGGUGCGCGAGCAGAUCUCCUGGAGAUGGCGCAGGUCGCCUACGUCAAAAGCUGGACUGCACGGGUUCUGCGCGAGAAUGGGUUCCGGAGCGUAUGUGAGCUCGCGCAAGCAGAACCAAAGGAUCUGGUCCCGGUGCUUAUGAUGGCCAACCCGCGCAAAGCACAGAAACAUCAACAAUAUCCAAAAGAAGCAGAGCGCUACGCGGCAAAACUCCUCUCCAAGGCGGAGACCAUCGUAGCAUCAGCAAAUAAACUUUGGGAGCGCCAAAUGCAAGUCGAGAUAGACGAAUGAAUCACAUUCCGCUAAACUUCACAAUGUACCAUCCUGGAUGCGUCGUUUGGGGGGUAUACAGGGAAGUUUUAUCAGCUGCCUGUCCUGCGUCCUCGUAUAUCGAUACCACAUAUUUUGGGUAGGGGACUGCUUAUCACGGCAUUGGAUAGGAUAUAUUUCAGAGUUACUUGGAAGAAUUCAUCAUAUGAAGCAGGGGUCUUUCACUGAGUGAACUAUAUACUUGUAUGUAUAUAAGUCUGGUUUAGUGUAUCCAAAACACAUAUCAUCUAC